Molecule: messenger RNA, 2325 nt
Organism: Procambarus clarkii (red swamp crayfish)
Lineage: Eukaryota; Metazoa; Arthropoda; Malacostraca; Decapoda; Cambaridae
Source: RefSeq, a predicted model, not a curated record
UUUUUCAGAGUAAAAAUGUUUUUUCCAUGUUCUACAUUCAGCACCAACAUUAUAAUCAGUAAAUAUAUCAUAUUUAUUCAUUAUUAAUGUAAUGCCAGGAAGCUUUGGGUAGCUUUCGGUAAUUAGACGGUCCCCUGCCAGGUGGGUGGCAUAGCAAGGUGUAUUUAGUUUUGGCAUCUAGUUGUAUUUUUUCACCUUAUUAACUUCCAUUUGGUGUUUAUUAAGGGGACCAAUUUGGCAUAAUACUUAUGGCUGGCUCAUUCUGUCAAGGCCCCCCUAAUGACAUCUAUUUGUGCAGUCAUCUACAAAUUAUUAUUAUUACUAUUAUUUUUUUUGUUGCAAACUAUACAUAGUGCAAAGAAAUGCUUUGACACUGAAGGGAUUUUUGGUUAAACUCUGAUAUCAAGCAGCAGUAUCUAAAAAUCUAUAGAUGCAACCAGAAUGUCAUUGAUAAUACUUUUCUCAGUAUUAGUACACUGUAUUUAUAAAAAAUCUAACUUAUUUUCAUAGGUUAAGGUUUGUUUAACCCUUAAAAUGUGGAUAUGGAUAUUCAUGCAUAACUGCCCAUACACGAAAAAAUUAAAAAAUAAAUUUCCUUAUAGAAUGAUUAAUUUGGGUGCAAAAUGUAUAGAAAAAUGGAAAUAAGCCUAAUAUCUUCAAUGUGGCUCGUUUUGAGAAAUGAACAUGUUCCGUGUGUGUGAGGCUCACCCCACCCAUUUGUCAUCCCCAGAUCUUGCCGUCAGCAACACACACACACACACACACAGUUACCAGUUGAUUGACAGUUGAGAGGCGGGACCAAAGAACCAGAGCUCAACCCCUACAAGCACAACUAGGUAUCAAUGAGUUCGUCAACUUUGAUGCGUGAAGCUCACGAGGCUUUUGUGAGUGGCCACAAUGGGUCGUCUGCCCAUGACCUGAUCUUGGCUGUGUUUCCCGGGAUACCAGCUUCUGUCCUUGCUGUUUUAAUUGUCAAAGGAAGAGUAGGAUGGUUUUGGUUUCUUCUGGAGUGUUGUUUCCUUGUGAUUCCCCUUACUCUGAGCUUCACCGUUUUGGCAGACUACACCCUAGAACUGUGCACACUGCUCGUCAUUCUCGCAGGCCUGACUCUGAGCUUUGCCACACCCACAAACACAGCAGAUUAUAGUAGUUCCAGCAAAACAAAAAAGCACCUUGGGUGUGUGACAUCAUUGAGAGCUCUCUUAAGUCUGGCUACAUCAGUUGCCAUCCUUGGUGUUGACUUUCACUCCUUCCCACGCCGAUUUGCCAAGACUGAAGAAUAUGGCUACAGCCUCAUGGAUGUGGGUGCUGCUGGAUUUGUUGUUAUGAAUGGCAUUGUUGAAGGGAAGAAGCGAGCAUCAUACAGGUUUAUUGCACGAGACGGAGUUAUCUUGAGUGUGCUGGGCGUGUUGAGGCUGGUGCUGGUACGAGCUUCGGACUACCAGCACCAUGUGACUGAGUAUGGCCAACACGGAAACUUCUUCUUUACUCUAGCAUUCAUCAAGGUUACGUGCUCGUGGUGGGUUUGGCAUCUUAAGUCUCUAGGAAGUUUCUUGGUUGCAUUAUUCCUCAGCUUUUGCCAUCACUUGUAUCUCACAAUUGGUAAUGGUGGUCCGUGGACACUGAGUGACGCUGGACGGGAUACACUCAUACUUGCCAAUAGGGAAUGGCUGGUCUCUAUGCCUGGUUACGUGGCUCUGUACUUUCAUGGUGCUGCUCUUGGAGCAUUUCUUUUCAGCAGAAGCGUACACACAAAGCUGUCGUAUUCACUCACCAUCAUGACGUUGUGUAGUGGAGUCUGCUUAGCAUCAUUACACUUCUAUGUGGACUUGCCAUCCAGGAGAUUGGGUAAUCCCACUUUUGUAUCCUUAGUUAUGUUUUUCACACUGAUUGUGCUUACACAAUUCUCCCUUAUUGAGGAAAGUCUCUCAAAGCUGCUCCCCAGGAUGUCACCAGUGCCUGUUGCCUUCCAAGCCAUCAACCACAAACCUUUGCUCUUCUUUCUUUUGUCUAAUAUUUCCACUGGACUUAUAAAUAAAAGCAUAAAUACAUUAGAAGUCGCAUAUCCCUGGGAUGUUAGUAUCAUCACUGUAUAUGCCACUUUAUUAGUGAGUGUUAUCUAUUUCAUUUUCAUUACUGAUGUUAGAUAAAAGGAAUGUUUACAAGCAAUUAUUAAGAGCCAGUUAACAAUUAUAGUUUAAACAAAAUUGUAACAGUGGUUCUUUCACUCUUGCCAGAUACUUGUGAUCUCAUACUUCUGUGAUAUAUCCCAAACAAGAUUUUGGUAUAUUUCUUCAAGUUUCUCAAUAAAUAUGCUCUGUCCUA